AUGGCUUCGUGUACCCCUACAUCCCCCAUCACUUCCACUAUCUGUGUGGUCUGCAUUUCUGAUACACACAAUGCAACCCCUAUAGUACCUGCAGGAGACGUCUUGAUUCAUGCUGGCGAUUUAACCCAGAGUGGCACAGCAGACGAGGCGCGCUCCGCUGUCAGUUGGAUCGCCUCCUUGCCCCAUCCGGUCAAGAUAGUCGUUGCGGGUAACCAUGAUAAAGCUCUUGACAAAGCCUUCUGCAGUAGAGAGCUACUGGACCAUUGCGAAAUCGACUGGGCAGCAUCAGGGAUAACCUAUCUCGAACAUUCGGGUACUCAAAUAACUAUACGUGGAAGAACUUUGACGGUUUUCGGGUCACCAUUCACUCCGGAAUACGGAAACUGGGCCUUUCAAUAUCCACAGCCAAAAUUACUCCCUGCUCGUGCUCGUAAUGUUUGGGCAUCUAUUUCUCACCACGUCGACAUCCUUGUUACCCAUGGGCCGCCACAUGGCCAUAUGGACAUUGUAGGAUCCCAGCAUGUAGGAUGCGUAGCAUUAUUCGAGAGGUUGCAGGACAUCAGGCCAGUGUUGCAUGUCUUUGGACAUGUGCACGCUGGUAGAGGGGUUCGGACUCUUAGGUGGGAUCCUGUACAAAAGGUGUCUGGUUGGUCGAUAAAGAACCUUCGCUCUGGAAUGCUGUCCGCUAUACCGCUUCUUUCUCGGCGCGAUUCAACACUGGAAUAUCGCGACACCACGUUGCUUGUUAAUGCAUCCAUUCAAGCUGGAAAUAGAGACGCGGGGCUGAACGAUCCUGAGGUGGUGCACAUAUAG
This is a messenger RNA of Laccaria bicolor S238N-H82, 813 nucleotides long. RefSeq lists its product as uncharacterized. The record is from RefSeq and is a predicted model, not a curated record. Gene Ontology annotation, molecular function: hydrolase activity. The transcript has a single exon. Bases 1 to 813 code for a protein of 270 amino acids. NCBI's taxonomy places the organism in Eukaryota, Fungi, Basidiomycota, Agaricomycetes, Agaricales, Hydnangiaceae.